AUGGACGCACACCACCAAGACCCAGAAGAGUUCUACGUGAAACAAGACCGGAUUGGAAAGGGAUCAUUCGGAGAGGUGUACAAAGGAUACGACAAACGUACCCAGAAGACAGUUGCCAUCAAGAUCAUAGACCUCGAGAGUGCGGAGGAUGAGAUUGAAGACAUCCAACAAGAGAUCCAGAUUCUUUCCCAGUUAGACUCUCCCCACGUUACGAAGUACUAUGGCUCCUACCUCAAAGGCGCGCACCUCUGGAUUGUCAUGGAAUAUUGCUCGGGAGGAUCGUGUUCAGAUCUCAUGAAACCUGGCGUUUUCAGGGAGGAGUACAUUGCCAUCAUCAUCCGAGAGCUACUUCGUGGACUGGACUACCUGCAUACGGAAGGGAAACUUCACCGUGACAUCAAAGCGGCUAAUAUCCUGCUUUCGGCCGGCGGCGAGGUUAAGCUCGCUGACUUUGGCGUCUCGGGCCAGUUAUCGGGCACUCUAUCGGCAAAGAAGAACACCUUUGUCGGCACGCCAUACUGGAUGUCUCCCGAGGUCAUCAAGCAGAGCGGAUAUGAUCACAAGGCGGAUAUAUGGAGCUUGGGAAUUACUGCGAUAGAGCUGGCGAAAGGGGAGCCUCCUUACGCAGAACUACACCCAAUGAAGGUUCUCUUCCUCAUCCCAAAGAACCCACCUCCGCAGCUCGACUCUAGCUUCUCAAAGCCGUUCCGGGAGUUCGUCUCGUACUGCCUUCAACGGGACCCACGCGACCGGCCGUCUGCUCGUGACCUACUCAAGCACAAAUUUGUGCGCUUAGCCAAGAAGACGAACUAUCUGACCGAGCUGAUUGAGCGUCAUGAACGUUGGCGAGCGGAGGGUGGGGAGAGGAUAGAGCAGGAAGAACUCAAUGCUGAAGAUCUAUCUGCACCUGCAGAUCCAGAGGACUUGUGGGACUUCGGUACCGUUCGCAAUGUCGGGCGUCCUGGGACGAUUGGCCGCGCUAACCCGAAUCCUGUGCAAGUAACGGGCCCGCCUCUGACGUGGGAAUAUACGAAGGAUGGGACGGCGCAGCGUUCCACACCCGUACCCACUGUCAACGGUAAUGGUGCCGGGACCGCACGGCGUGGCUCUGCUUCAGAUUCGACCUCCAUGGCUUCAUCGAUAACUGCGAAGGGCGAUCGUUUACCAGCUGUGCCUCGGGAGGCGCAGGACCAGCAAGCGACUGUUCGGGAUACCCCUAUCAGCCAGCGGACGGCCUACCGCGAGCCAUCGGACGAGUACGAUGAUUACGAAGAUGACCACCCACCCGAAGACGAGCUGGCUGACACAGCAAUGCUUGAUACCGUGGUUCUUCCCGCCAUUGCGUCGCUUUUCCCUCGAGUGUCAACGCAAGAAGCCCGCGUAGCGCUGAGCGCCUUACAGCGCGCCUUCACUGACGCUGAGCGUAUCAUUCCCGGCGUAACUCUGGAACUCGUGAAUGAGAUAGUGGACUCUGUCGAGCAUGUUGAAGAGGACCCGCGUUAA
Messenger RNA from Peniophora sp. CBMAI 1063, 1503 nucleotides. Lineage: Eukaryota; Fungi; Basidiomycota; Agaricomycetes; Russulales; Peniophoraceae. The record is from the annotation of a GenBank genome assembly.